CGCACGCGCACACACACCCCUUCAUUUGCGCUUUCUCUCCGUAGCGAAACACACACACACUUUCUGUCUGCUUGACGGAUGAGUGUGUGAUAAAUGGAGGAUCGAACCCUGCUGCAGAAUAUUAGACAGACUCCUAAACCGAGUCUCCCAGUUCUGAUAAUCUCCAAACUGGUGGCCAUUGCAUUACCUGUUGCUCAGCUCGUCAUUGGUGUGCUGUACCGGGAGGCAUGUCCUCUUCAGCCCCUCAUUCCGAUCUACCUGUUGGUCUCAGGUGCGUUUUCGCUUGUGCUGGUUGUGUUGUCGUGUCUCCCCUGCACUCAGGAGGAGGAGAAUGGUGGUGGAGCCAUCAGCACCUUAUGCACCACCUGGAACUCCCUUAUCACACUCUUCCUGUUCUGCUGGUUCAUUGCUGGUAAUGUGUGGGUUUAUUCCAUCUAUGAGCCAAGUUAUGACCAUCAUAUGCUGGCAUACUGUGAUAAGACGCUUUACCUUUUUGCCUUUUGGACCAUCACACUUGUCUACAUCAUCAUCGGUCUGAUCAUCGUAGCCAGCUGCUGCAUCAUGGUGUGCAUGUGUGUGUGCGGCCGAGUAGGAAUUUCUAGCUCCCUUACUGAUGACGUCUGAGACACACAUCAGACAUUUUGUUACAUACAUGUGUCUUCUACAGUACAUGCACACACUGUCCUGCUGAGAUUGGGGUGGUUGAUCUUUUCUAUAUGUGCUUAAUUGUGUGUGUUUGUUUGUGUGUGUGUGUGUGUGUGUGUGUGUGUGUGUGUGUGUUUUCACAUGUUCACACUGAUUUAUUCAUACAUUUUUGGUUUAUAUUUCACAUGUAAUGCUGAAUAUAAUAAAAAAAAUAUAUAA
Messenger RNA from Tachysurus vachellii, 864 nucleotides. RefSeq names its product transmembrane protein 272-like. The record is from RefSeq and is a predicted model, not a curated record. The coding region runs from base 94 to 624 and encodes 176 amino acids. The transcript is spliced from 5 exons. Lineage: Eukaryota; Metazoa; Chordata; Actinopteri; Siluriformes; Bagridae.